UAAAAAAAUGUCUGAGAAUAUCUAAAACAGAGUCUCUUCAAUAUUUGAAAAAUUAAACAAUAUUUCUACUAGUGUUUAAGAUGAGUAUUGAUUUAUUUGAAGUUUUAGAAAGAACAAUCGUUUUCAUACAAUAAGUUAAUUGAUUAUGGCAUUCGAGGCACAAUUACAACAUUAGUCAGAUUAAAAAGAAGAGAAGUUUGUUUAUAUUGCUGCCAAAGUCAGACAAAUAACAGAAUUUUUAGAAUAAGAAUAAGAAAAGUAUUUUCAAUAAUGAUAAAUUAAGUCGUGAAAGAUAAGAAACUGAAACAUUUAAAUUAAUAACAGAUUUAGAAAGACAUGCAAGAAGAUUGAUUGAAUAAAAUUCUAAAGAGAGAGUAGAAUAAGAAAAAAAGAUUGUUUAUUCAAUUGGAUAGUAAAUUGAAUCCUUGCAAUAAGAUGUCAUUAAAGAAGGAUUGGUAAUAAGUUUAUUAAUUUAGGCAUAAUCAACAUCUCAUGAAUAUAUUGAUUCAUAUUUGAAUGAAGAUUUACCAAAAAUUGCAGAUGAAUUGUAAAAUGAAAUUACUGAAAGAAAAGAUGUAGAAGAAAAAAUUUAUCACCAGUUUGUAGAAUAGUUGAAUGAUUUAAGAUAAUUAUUUGAAAAGUAAAAUACUUCUUAUUUUUAAUAGAGAAAAAAAAGAAAGAGAAAUUAAGGAAGAAGAAAUCGUUGAAAGUUUGAGAGAGAUCUCUAAUAGAAUCUAAGAUUAAUUAAGAAAGACUAGAGGAGAAAGAGAAAAGACAGAAGAAACAUUAGUAACUUUAGUAGAAAAAGUAAUUGAAAAACUAAAGAGAGAAAUGUUAGAAAUGAAUUUAUGAAUAAAUAUAAAUCCCAU
Messenger RNA from Paramecium sonneborni, 869 nucleotides. The record is from the annotation of a GenBank genome assembly. NCBI's taxonomy places the organism in Eukaryota, Ciliophora, Oligohymenophorea, Peniculida, Parameciidae.